AAACACAUGAUGCAGUGUUACCUGUCCAGACUGUUCCAGCUUCACCGUUGUGUUUCCAUCGAGUACCUGUCACCGAGCAGCUUUCUAAGAGGCAAUUCAGUUCUGAUCAUACUUUCGAACUCGGAUGUAUGUCGGUUGGUCGAUUAGAAUUUAAGGCAUGAUCGAAGAAUGCGAAUUGCAGGAAGGCCACGAGUGCGACAAUGGGUGGCGUCGGAGCGCUAAAACUCCUUCCCUUCCUCGGGAUUUCGCACAUAAUAUGUAUACUAGGGGUCUCUGUGCUUCUUGAGGUCAGUUCUGCUCAGCAGCUGCAGAACAACACGGUUAAUGAUGGACAAAUCCUGCUGGACAUCAAGCAGGAAAUCGAGAUGGAUCCCCUGGCAGCGAUCGAGGACUGGAAUAAUAAAGAAAUUUCUCAAUUUUGCUCUUGGUCGGGCGUCAGCUGCGAUGCCAGCCUCCAGCGAGUGGUUUCUCUCAACAUGUCCGGAUUCGGCUUGGUAGGGAACAUUUCAUCUUCGAUAGGAAGUCUGCAGCUGCUCUCUAUCUUGGACCUGAGCAACAACUCUUUCUUCGGAGUUAUACCUUCAGAGAUUGAUCAGUUGAAGCAGCUCACCACUCUUCACAUUGUAGGCAACCCGGGCCUCAAUGGGUCCAUUCCAGCCAGUAUCGGCUCUUGCUCGGAGCUCCGUGACUUACAAAUCGGUGGGAGCAACAUUUCAGGAAGUAUUCCUUCCACUCUAGGCGAGUGCCGCAAGCUCGAAACCUUGCAGCUCUUCUCCAACCCCACUCUGGGAGGCAAUUUCCCACCAGGAAUCUUCGGCAACCUCACCAACUUGAAUCUGCUGAACCUCUCGAACAACAACUUGAGCGGAGCCAUUCCCAGUGACAUCGGCAGCCUAAAACAGCUGAAAUUCCUCGACGUCAAGAAGAAUUUGCUUACUGGCCCGAUUCCUCCAGAGCUUUGUGAUCUGCCCUUGCUUCAGGUUCUCAACCUCAGCAGCAACCUCCUGUCCGGCCCAAUUCCUCAAGAUGUGGGCCGGCUGGUGUCGCUGACGAGCUUCUCACUGAACGAUAACUCUCUUACUGGGAACAUACCAGCCAGCUUGACCAAUCUAUCGGCUUUGAAGACAAUAAAUCUCAGUAAUAAUAAGCUGUCGGGAGAAAUCCCUUGGGACAUCUUGAGCCAGCUUCGUCAGCUGGAAACGAUCUUGUUAUCCCUGAACUCGUUCAUUGGCACGUUUCCUCAGAGGGUCAAGUCUGGAGAUUUUUCCAGCGUGCAGGUGCUCAAGUUGGACUUCAACUUCUUGAAUGGCUCCAUUCCUGAAUCAUUCUGCUCGAUGUUUCCGAACAUCAGAGUGUUUUGGCCCGAGUGGAACAGACUGAGCGGGAAAAUUCCAUCGUCCAUCGGAAGAUGCUCCAAGCUCUUGGACAUCCGCUUCUCGAAUAACAGCAUCUCAGGGCCGCUGCCCUCGAGCUUUGGCAACUGCUCGUCGCUCGAGAGGCUCGAAGGAUGGGGCAACAAAGUCUCAGGUCCGCUGCCGCGCGAAUUGGGCUCUCUGCAAAACCUGACCUACCUCAAUUUCGACGUGAACAAGUUGUCGGGAUCCGUCCCCGACGAGUUCUCUCGAUUGAAGAGCAUGGUUCAUCUGAGCUUCGCCCUGAACACUCUCAGCGGUCCUAUCCCCGAGUUCCUGGGCACAUUCACGAACAUGAUAUGGUUGAAUUUCGGAAGCAACUUCCUCUCGGGAACCAUCCCGUCGAGCUUGUUCCAUCCGGGCAUGUCGCUGGUAGAGGUCCACUUCGACACGAACCUGCUGGUCGGCCCGAUUCCUGACUCGGUGGGCCAAGCAUCGAGUCUGCAGCAGCUUUGGCUGCACAACAACAAGCUCAAUGGCAGCAUUCCGUCGACCAUGGGAUCUCUGGUGAACCUGACCACGCUGUACCUGCGGAACAACUCUUUCACAGGGUCCAUUCCUGCGAGCAUGGGCCAGCUCGCAAGCUUGACGAGCUUCGACACCUCGCAGAAUAAUUUCACCGGCGGCGUGCCGGAGUUCCUGAGAAACUUGUCCAAUCUGCAGGGCUUGUGGAUGUCGAACAACUCUGUGACAGGAACGAUCCCGUCCUGGAUCGGCUCGCUCAGAUUCUUGGAGUCUUUGAGCCUGGCCUUCAACUCGCUGCAGGGCCCCAUACCUCCCGAGAUUGGCAAUCUGACGACCUUGGAGUACCUGGCUCUCAACGACAACGAGCUGAGUGGCCCAAUCCCUGACUCUCUGAGCAACCUGUGGCGCAUCCAGUUCUUCAAUUUGGCCGGGAACGAUCUGAGCGGCGAGAUCACCGUGGACUUCAGCAACUUCUCCUCGACACCCAACACCUUCAUCCUUCUGAACAAGAAUAAUUUCACAGGGCCCUUUCCCAAAUCGCUGCAGAAUGUGUCGCUGCAGCUGCUGGAUCUGAGCAACAACGGGUUCACUGGAGUUCUGCCCGACGUGCCGGGCAUGGCGCCGACGCCCUUGAGAGUGCUGCUCAUCCGAGGGAACGACUUGAGCGGAGAGAUUCCAUCGUGGGUGUGGCGCCUCGACAAAUUGCAGCUGCUGGACCUGUCCGGGAAUCGGUUCACGGGCUCGCUGCCUCGAGCGAUCGGCGAUCUGGAGGGCAUGAAAACCGCACACAACGACAACAAUCGCACUCUCAACAAGUUCGGCCCUUCCGAUGGCUAUGACGGCCGCUUGUUCACUCACUACGAGUGGAACUUCUAUUUCAAGAAUGGCUUCUCCACCUACAGCUCCGUCAUCGCCUCGUACACCAACUUGGACUUCUCGAACAACAACCUCCAUGGCCCGAUUCCCGACCGGCUUUACGAGCUGGAAGGAUUACGAUUCCUGAAUCUGUCGUACAACUCCUUCAGCGGGCCCAUUGCGUCUGACAUCGGAGGUCUGCGCUUUCUCGAUCAACUGGACUACUCACAUAACCAACUCAGUGGCGACAUUCCCAGCUCGUUCACAUCGGCGGGGUUUCUGGGAAUUCUGAACCUAUCGUACAAUAAUCUGUCAGGAGCGAUCCCCGAGUCGAUGACCAAGUUUCCCAACUCGUCGUUCGUGGGAAAUGCAGACCUCUGUGGGCCUCCUCUGACCACCGUGUGUGCAGGCGAUGCAACAUCGAUGUUCCCUCGAGAUUCUGCAGAGCGCUAUAGCAUCUGGAGAGAUAUGUUGUCCCUGGAUGGGUACAUAUCAUUCCUUGUCGGAGCUCUGAUUGGUUUCUGGGGACUGCUCGCUGCCAUUGUUCUGCACCCUGGAUUUCGCUCCUACGUCUUCGAAACAUCAUCCCCUCCGAUUGUUGUGCUGCCUGAAACCGAUCAGGAUCUCGGCAGGUCUAAAGAUCGGCAAUGGAACCGGUAUUUUCUUACGACGCAUUAGAGGUUCUGUACAAAUUCGGAUGCUUUAAGUAGUUCGCGGUGUAUGAAUCCGCAGCUUCAACUUUUAGCACUGGAGGUUUUGAGGUCCUAAAAUUACCGAUAAUAAUCAUAAAUAGAACGAUCUGGCUGGAUCGAGAUUCGGUUGCUGUAAAUUCUUGAUUUGAUCCUCGGGAUGAAUCAGUGCUUAUAUUGAAAAGUGAAAUGAAUUUCACCCCUACA
Molecule: messenger RNA, 3628 nt
Organism: Marchantia polymorpha subsp. ruderalis
Lineage: Eukaryota; Viridiplantae; Streptophyta; Marchantiopsida; Marchantiales; Marchantiaceae
Source: the annotation of a GenBank genome assembly